Homarus americanus (American lobster) is the source of this 2495-nucleotide messenger RNA. RefSeq lists its product as uncharacterized. The transcript is spliced from 4 exons. The record is from RefSeq and is a predicted model, not a curated record. NCBI's taxonomy places the organism in Eukaryota, Metazoa, Arthropoda, Malacostraca, Decapoda, Nephropidae. Bases 86 to 430 code for a protein of 114 amino acids.
AUGUUGUGUGAUAUGUUGGUUCUCUUGACAGCUUGACGCGGGCGAUGAGCAUGGGGCGUUGGUUGCCGCCCUGGUGAGCAGGACCAUGAGGGAUGCGGUCCUGGAGGUGAUGCAGGAAGAACAAGCUGAACAGACGAGGAUUAAUAAACUGGCUACUGCUUCUCUCACCUCUUUCGUCAUGCCUGUGGAGAUGGAUGAUACCGAAGAGGACAACAAGAAUGAGGAUGACUCGGCGACAGAAGAGAGAGAGGACCCGGAUGGCAAGGAGACCUCACCCCAGGACACGAACGAGCCAGCUAGGUCCCCGGAGCCUGAAGGAGACGAGCCCGAAGUCAAGGAGAUCCACCUCAUUUCUACCUUGGAGACCACUUUCUCGAAAGACUCUAUCACCCACGACACAGUCCAGGAAUCCGAAUCUCUCGUAAUUUAAGAGUGAGAGUGACUAGACUUCCUGAUUGACUGGUCCACGAAACUCACUCCAGUCAAACUUUCUACCAGUGUAUUGACUUUCAUUUCGACAUAUCUCCAGUCUCCAGUUACUUAAUUAUCAUGUAACUUGUCAUUAUCCCUAUCUUUUCUCUUUGGCGUGCGUAUCCCCGUCAGCAGCACGAGUUAGCCUGACGAUGACCAAGUGUAGUAGUCACAGUAGAAGAUAGUCAGGCUCUCCGUGCAGUUUAGUUGGUCGAGACGAAACUAGAUUCAAUUUUGUACCGCCUUCACCUUUUGUCGUGGUUACUCUGUUAAUAACCAUACAUCAAGGAUAAUUGAGCAGUGAGAUUUAACAAGACUUUCAUAAUAUUAUUGUUUAUAUGUUUAAUAAAAGACAAUAGAUAUGUUUGAUGAAGCAGUGACGAAUGACAGUCCAACACACACACACACACACACACACACACACACACACACACACACACACACACACACACACACACACACACACUAUACCAUGUGGGACGCCCUACAGAAUAACAUAAAGGAAACAACACUAAGAAUCUCACACCUUAGAUUUAGAUUUAGUAAGUAUUAUGUAUAGAGAAAGUUUGUAAUUACUGAAUAUAUAUAUUUUGGUAAGGUAUGUGGCUACACUUACGACUGUGAGACGUGAAGGAGGCAGGAGUAGAGGGAACACACACACACACAGUUAAGGAAUACUAUCAAGGAAUAUAUACUACAUCAAAAUGGUAAAGGUAUAGAUGGACUUUAUUAAUACAACAUACUACAUGUUAUACAACAUACAAUGGCUGUUGUGGGAUGAUGUAUCACCUUAGGGAGUGAUUUUAUGGACAGUCAGAGGAUAGAAGCAAGUAUUGGACCAAUGUUGUUACACUAGUUAGCUGUGGCGGCCCUUGUUCACCCUAGACUCUGACCAAGGCAGUGACAUGAUCAUCUCCAGAGAGGUUGUGUGUGUGUGUGACGCUGAGAAAUAACAUGCUGGGUACAGGAGUUUCAUAAUGGUCUCUUGUGAGAAGAAUAAAAGAGGUACAAAUUGUGACACAAGAAGCAGCCAAGAGGGAGAACACCGCGCUGGUGAUGAUCGCCUCUCACAGGACCGGUAACACAGGCGCCUCCUUGUUAGAGCAGUAGUGAUCUUACUCAUAUAUUUUUAUAUGGUCACACCGUACAACCCUGCGCUACCACGUCUACCUGCCUACAUACCUGUCUGGGGGUAAUAAUGAAUUACUGUGAAUCAAUAAAUAUAUUAUGAAUAUAUGUAUUAUGAAUGUAUUUAUUGAUGUAUAUGUAUUCAAAUAUAUAUGUAGACAUAUUGAACUGCUGGCGCAGGAUUCUAGAGGUUCUGAUAUAUAUUAUAAAUGUUUGUAUAUGAAGUACGUAUUUAUACGAGAGAGGACACGGGAGAUAAUUAUUACCAUGGUCAUUUGACCUUGAAUUACCUUCAGCUGGUUAAGUCAACGAUCACUGGGACACCGAGGCUGACCCCAGGAGACCCUCCAGUGAGGAGGGGGUCGGGACCUACUAUCGUUCUGCCCCCCUCCCCCCCCCCUCCUCCCCACUGGACACGACUCCUUCCUCGCCCACAGACGAGCUUUUGAGAGGUUAUAAAAACCUCCUCCUUGAUACUAGAGCCGUGUGUGUGUGUGUGUGUGUGUGUGUGUGUGUGUGUGUGUGUGUGUGUGUGAGGUGAUGGGUCAGCCUGGCCGUGUUUCUGAUCCUCUCUUGUAUAUUAAUAGUUAAUCUCUGUGUCAGAGACCUGUUCCCUCCCUCCCCACCCCUCUCCUUCCUUCUACGAUAAUACUCCCUCCUUCCUGCCCUCCUUCCCUCCACACCACCGCUCCCAUAUUUCCCUCCUUCAUUGUUUACUCUGUGUACCCGUGGUCACUACCCUGUGUACCCGCAGUCACUACAUUGUGUACCCGCGGUCACUACCCUGUGUACCCGUGGUCACUACCCUGUGUACCCGUGGUCACUACCCUGUGUACUCGUGGUCACUACCCUGUGUACCCGUGGUCACUACCCUGUGUACCCGUGGUCACUACCCC